UCCGCUGGCCGGGGGAAAGGGUUUGACACAUGCGGGUUUGUUUAGAUUUCAACGCGGAAGAGAUUUUAUUGAAAUAACACCAAACCUCACUGAGCCGCCAUGGGUAAAAAAGGCAAGAAAGAGAAGAAGGUGAAGGGAGCGGAGAAGACAGCCGCCAAGAUGGAGAAAAAGGUUUCAAAGAGGUCGAAACGAGAGGAGGAGGAUCUGGAGGCUCUGAUCGCUGAGUUUCAGAGCCUGGAUGCCAAGAGGACGCAGGUUGUGGAGACAGCCUGCCCUCCUCCAUCACCCAGGCUGAACGCCUCUCUCUCUGCCCAUCCCGAGAAAGACGAAAUCAUCCUGUUUGGAGGGGAAUACUUCAAUGGGAAGAAGACCUUUCUGUACAACGACCUGUUUUUCUACAACAUCAAGAAGAACAGCUGGGUGAAGUCGGAGAUCCCCAACCCUCCUCCCCCCCGCUGCGCUCACCAGGCGGUGGUGGUUCCUCAGGGUGGGGGUCAGCUGUGGCUGUUCGGGGGGGAGUUUGCCUCACCUGACGGGGAACAGUUCUACCACUACAAGGACCUGUGGGUGCUGCACCUGGCCACACACACCUGGGAGAACAUCAAGGUGCCCGGCGGUCCGUCUGGCAGGAGCGGCCACCGGAUGGUCCUCAGUAAGAGACAGCUGCUGGUGUUCGGGGGUUUCCACGAGAGCACCAGGGAUUUUAUCUACUACAACGACGUCUACUCCUUCUCCCUGGACUCCUUCUCCUGGUCCCGCCUCUCUCCAUCAGGCUCCGCCCCCUCGCCACGCUCCGCCUGCCAGAUGACCUCCACACCUGAUGGCUCAGGGGUCAUCAUCUACGGAGGAUACUCUAAAUUGCGAGCCAAGAAGGACGUAGAGAAGGGGACCAUCCACUCAGACAUGUUUGUUCUGAAGAGAGAGGGAAAAGAUGACCAAGAGAAGUGGGCGUGGUCCAGGUUAAAUCCCUCUGGUAACAAACCGCCUCCUCGCUCCGGCUUCUCUCUGGCGGUGGGCCCGGCGGGGCGCGCUGUGCUCUUUGGGGGGGUUUGUGAUGAGGAAGAGGAGGAGACGCUGGAGGGCGACUUCUUCAACGACCUGUACCUGUUUGACACGGUGAAGAGCCGCUGGUUCCCCGCUCAGCUCAGGGGCAACAAAACGGAGAGGAAGCGACGUCGGAGGGGGAAGAAGGGCGGGGCGGAGGCGGAGGCGGAGGGCGAGGCGGAGGGGGAGGAGGCUGGCACUCCUCACGGACCCAUCGAGGUCGUCAAGGAGAUCGUCACGGACGACGGCACGGUGAUGACCAUUAAGGAAGUGAUCCCUGGAGCCGGGGCGCAGGAGGAGGAGGAGGACGAGGAGGAGGAGGAGGAGGAAGAUGAUGGUUCGGCCUCGGCGCCGCUGGUGGAGCCCUGCCCGAGGUCCAGCGCCAUGGCAACGGUGCGUCAGGGGAAGCUGUUCCUGUACGGCGGCAUGUUUGAGGUGGGCGACCGCCAGUUCACCCUGAACGACUUCUACUGCCUCGACCUCCACAAGAUGGACCAGUGGGAAGUUCUGGUCGAAAUGGAUUCUAAGACACAGGAGUGGCUGGAAGAGUCGGAGUCAGAGGACGAUGAGGAAGAGGAAGAGGAGGCUAAAGGAGGGGAGGAGGAGGAGGAAGAGUCUGAAGAGGAAAGUGAAGAUGAGGAAGAUGAAGAGGAGCACCCCCCAGUGCAGGAGGGAGAGACGGUGACGGACUACCAGGUCCGCACUGAGCAGUACUGGGCGGCUCUGGCCCGCACCAACAUGGGACCUGACGCCAAGGACAAGAAGGUGGCCAAGGUCGGCCUCGCCAUGGCCAAAGUCUUCUAUGAAGACCAGUAGAGCGACGCAGACGAGCUGUCUGAGUGACUGUGAGUGUAUUAUCUGUGAGAGAGGAACUAUCAGUGUGAGAGAGAUGAUAGAGUGUGUGUUUGCGUGUGUGUGUGUGUAAAAUAUUUCAUGUUUGUAAUAGACUACAUUGCCUUCAUUUUUAUAAAAAAUAAACCUGUGAAUGACGUCCUUUGGAUUGUUAAACGACACAGUAAGUAUAGUAUAUUGUUUCAAUGCAAAACAUAAUACACAAAGCAGAGAAACAGUCUUUUGUAAAGAAAUUAGAAUAUAUUGGCUGUUUUUCCAUCUUCAUUUGUCAACGUUAACUGUUCAUCUCAAUAAAAACUGUCCUCAUCCUAAUGCCGUCACCAAAUACUGUUUACAUUUUAAACUGUACUGAUAUCAUCACUUCUGAGGCAAGUGUCUGGCAAAAUGAAAUUAAUAUGAUUUUCUGACAACAUUAGAUCACAUAAAAAGACUUCUCAGUCCAGGGUUAGUGCAGAGAAUAAAUGUCAUGUGCCUCUGGGCUUCUACACAUUAAAUCUGCCAGCCAACACAAAUGUUCUGUUGUCACACAGUUUCACAUAAAAUUGUUGAAAUAAAGCUCAACUUUGCAUAGCUUGCACUUUGUGCUGUUAUUUUAGAUUCAAGAAGCAGA
Messenger RNA from Myripristis murdjan (pinecone soldierfish), 2506 nucleotides. It is a transcript of the gene klhdc4, whose product is annotated as kelch domain containing 4. The transcript is spliced from 13 exons. The record is from RefSeq and is a predicted model, not a curated record. Gene Ontology annotation, molecular function: protein binding. The coding region runs from base 100 to 1860 and encodes 586 amino acids. NCBI's taxonomy places the organism in Eukaryota, Metazoa, Chordata, Actinopteri, Holocentriformes, Holocentridae.